ACCUACACACAGACACGGCUACACACACACACGGCUACAGACACGCGCACGCGCAUACGGACGGGGGCGCGCGAGCGAGCAGGCGGGCGCGCGCGCGGCACCCACGAACCCGCACGCACAUUCCGAGACUCGCCGAGGAAAUCAGGUCAAGUCUCCCGUCAAGAAGGCAUUGAUUUAUGAUACAGCGCGACUGGGCGACGUCGUCGUCAUCAUCGUCAUCUCCGCCGGCAGCAUCACCACCAGCAUCACCACCAUCGUCAUUAUCAUCUUGUACCACCACCACUAAGCAGCAGCAGCAGCAUCAGCGUCGUCGUCUGCCAUCGUCGUCGUCAUCAUCAUCAUCAUGGAUGCGCGCGGGAGCGACGGGGCAGGAGGAGUUGGAGGCGGCUCGGCUCUCGGCGGCCGCGGAUUCGCAGCUGCCGAGGCUCGGAGCGCGCACGCGGUGGGCUCCGAGCAGCUGGAUUCGCGCCAUCUCGUCCGGGGCCAGAGCGAGGACGGAGGAGGAGGAGGUGGUGGUGGCGGCAUAGGUGGUGGUGGUGGUGGUGUUGGUUGUGGUGCCGGCGGUGUUGCUGGACAAGGAGGCAUGGUUUCUCCACAGUCGUCGGGUGCGCCACCGCCGCCGCCGUCCUCUUCGUCGUCGUCAUCGUCGUCAUCUCGCCCUGAGAAUGAUCACGAUCCUUACUCGGAACAGCAGCAGCAGCAGCAAUACUCGUACCAGCAGUACCAGCCGUACCCGUACGCUCACCCCUAUCACCACCAGCAACAGCAGCAGCAACAGCAGCAUUAUCCCUACCCUCGAGUUCCAGGUUCGGAUAAGGAGUCGGGUAUUUGCUGCAGCACAACUGCUUCAGCUGCUGGCGGCUACAUGCAGGGCGAGCGGCGUGCGGAUGAAGGUGUGUGCAACAAGGCAAGUCCACACCAUCAUCACCACCACCAGCAGCAGCAUCAUCAUCAUCAACAGCAGCAGCAUCACCAUCAGCAGCAGCAUCAACAACAGCAGCAGCAUCAUCAUCAACCGCAGCAGCAGCAGCAACAGCAUCACCAGCAGCAACAGCAAGGUCGGCCUCGUUUGCUGGUAAAGAGGCGUUUGGAAAAUUUGAAGGUGUCUCCGCCAGCCUUUCUGCCGGGAGAUCCCUACUCAUUUGAAGAUGAACCUCUCCUCAAGAAUGGUGUGGUUACACAGGUGGAUGCUUGGAAUGUCAUGGCAAGACAGGAUAAGCAAUACAGAAGUCUGGAAGACAACAUGCAGAGCUACACGACCCCCGUGGGAUCAGGCGACAUGCUGUGGAACCGUGGCAAGGACGACAGCGAGCGUCUCUUCCAGCGCUACCCGAGCGCCAAGAAGCAGUGGGGCAGCACGCCGGCCAAGGGCAAGCGCGGACGCAAGGCCGGCUCCUCGCCCAAGCCGUACGCGCCCAGCCCUGGCCGACAGGGCCCAAAGCCCCUCGGGGCCGAAGGGGACGGGCUGAGCGAGUCGCCUCCAUCUGCGGGGCAGCAAGGGGGCAGUUUCCGCGGCGGUGGUGGCGGAGGCGGUGGUGGCGACGGGAGUGAUGAGCCACGGGCUCGGAGCGAAGCACAGGCCGAUGAGGCGGCCAUGGCAGCCGUAGUGGCUGCUGCGGCAGCGGCUGGAAGCCCUGGAGCGGUGGGGUCAGAGUUCGACCUUGGCUCAAGCAACGGCGCGGCCGCUGCACUGCCCAUGCCGCUGCCGACCAAUAUGGCAGCGUCGCUCGUGCACCUAAACCGGCUGGUGAACCGCAUGCUGCCGCCGCUGUCGCCCUACAGCGCCGGCUCCUACGCAGCGGGGGGGCCCAGCACAGUCGGAGGCGUGGGCCCCGGCGUGGGCCCCGGCGUGGGGCCCGGAGUAGGGCCAGGUGUUGGUCCGGCCGGAGCCGGAUUGUUUCUGCCGGGUGACGCGGGGCUUGGUGGACAAGGCUCAGCGCAGCAAGCGCUGUACUCGCACCAGCAGCCGCUCAACGGAUUCGCCUACCAGGGCCUGUACGGGUACGGGAGCCCCCUUUACCAGGGCAGCCACAAGGAGAUGGUCCCUCAGCCCUCUGUUGACUCCCCUCUUUGCUUCAGCAACGAAGUGCUGAAGCACUACCAGGCGGGCGGGCGCGAGGACGACGUGGCGCGAUUCGCCGGCGUGCCCUGUCAGGGCCGCGAGUGGCUCCACACGCCGGAGCUGGGACCUGAGCGUGACCUGCAGGCGCAGAUCGGAAAGAUGAAGGACGUGCAGCCCACAGUGAUGCCACUUUCCCAGGAUCAGCAGCUGCCAUACUACAUGCCACAGGGUAAAGUUCAAGGGUCGGAGGUGAAGACGGGAUGGCUGGAGAAUGACCUCGUGUCUCCCAGCAUGUUUGGGUUCUAAGCGAGCCGUGACAUUGCGCUAGAAAUAAUAGAAUUAAAAACCUCUGCAUGAAAUGCUCCAAAGUUAAGAAGUAAAAACGUAAACAAGAAAAAUGUGUACAGGAGGUAAAACAAAUACCAAUAAAAAAAUUACCCAGACCGAUCAUUGGCAUGGCUGUUAAAGGUCGUGCUUUUUAAGAAAAAUGUUAGUAUUUUAAUUUGUUUUUGUACAAUUAUUUUUUGAGAUGUGACAUCUUUUGUUUACGUCUCUUACAAGACUACCUGAAAGUAUUAUUUGUAAGCGUGGUUUUUUUACAUUACAGUUAUGUGCAGAGUCACCGAUUCGUUGGCGCAGUGAGAAAACUCUUCAUGGGUAUAACGAUGACGACGACCACGACGGGAUCUUUGCGUUUAAAGUAAACAUUGGGGUCACGAGUCAGUGCCGUGCGCCGGAUCAUGCGAGCGCGGCUGCACUUUCCUCGCAACCUCGCCCACCUAAUUUCUAGACGAUGAAGCCAUUUUUUUAAGCAUUUCACAAAACAAGUACACGAUGCCCGUGAAACCUUCCCUCCCCCCCCCACUCUCUCCGUUCCAGUGGAUCGUUGUUGGGCUCAUGUGUGUUUUUUUAAGUUAUGUUAGAUAUUUGUUUUGUCCUUUUUUUAAAAAAAGCUUAGGAACCACUUCCAUUAGACACUCGCCCUAAGCCCUGACAGGUCUCGCGUUGUUCUCAUCUAAGGCGCGGUAACUGUUUUUAAAAGCGUUUGUGUAGCUGUGUUGGGUGUACGCUUUAUUUUUUAACAAAAUAAUGAUUUUUCUGUCCGUGUAAGUUAAGCCUGUAUAGUAGAUGGUUCCGCGGUUAGUAAAAAAAAAAUUAGAUUAAAAAAAAUAAUUAAAAAUUAAGCGAUACAAAUUGUUUUCUUGUGUAAUCCGUGCUGGCAGCCUAUUUUUGUAUCGUGAAAUAGCCGAGGUCUUUGAGUUUGGUGCACGUGUGUGUUUUGACUUUGUAUCCAAUAAUAUUGUACGUGCACAGGGUCGCCUGUAUUUCAGCCUUGCAAGGUAUGUUCAACAUGCCAACGUGUAAAUGAAAAUGCGAAACCACAUUCAAAUAAAAUCUGUGUUAAGGGCCAAUUCCA
Messenger RNA from Petromyzon marinus (sea lamprey), 3479 nucleotides. RefSeq lists its product as uncharacterized. The record is from RefSeq and is a predicted model, not a curated record. Lineage: Eukaryota; Metazoa; Chordata; Hyperoartia; Petromyzontiformes; Petromyzontidae.